Anarrhichthys ocellatus (wolf-eel) is the source of this 9531-nucleotide messenger RNA. It is a transcript of the gene mbnl1, whose product is annotated as muscleblind-like splicing regulator 1. Gene Ontology annotation, cellular component: nucleoplasm; cytoplasm. Gene Ontology annotation, biological process: regulation of RNA splicing. NCBI's taxonomy places the organism in Eukaryota, Metazoa, Chordata, Actinopteri, Perciformes, Anarhichadidae. Gene Ontology annotation, molecular function: RNA binding; metal ion binding. Bases 4678 to 5964 code for a protein of 428 amino acids. The transcript is spliced from 12 exons. The record is from RefSeq and is a predicted model, not a curated record.
UGACUAGUUCACUGAUCUUGAUAUAUGAAUUCGGUGGAAUUCCCCUUUAACUCCACCACGUACACACCUCUUCCUGUUUUCAGUUGGUUGUGUAUGUGAGUUGACUCAACCCCAGGGUGUUGAUUCCUGUUGUGCUUUGCUCAUACCUCUACAGCCCUACAGCCUCAUUAAUCUCCUACAGAGAACAACGGUCACACCAUCCUCUUAUCUGUGAGACACACGCUCAAACGUAUGACUUCACUUCAAAGAAAAGAAAAUAACUCGAAAAGGAGAAACAGAUGUUUGACUGUCCGUCAAACAUCUGAUCCGAUUAUAUGCCAAAUAAAAGUUGAUGAGCAAACCAUCUGGAAACUGCAACGCUGGCUUUGUGUUCAUACCUCUGACUGGACCGGGGGAAUAUGGAUCUGCUGGUUGUGACAAAUAGACGAAUGGCUGCGGUUGUUCAGGGGAAAUUUAGUGGACUUCAGUGAGACAGGGUGAUGAAAACACAGACUGAUAGAGGACAUAGUGUACGAAGGAUGACAAUGAAUAGGAAAUAUGGACCAUCGGGGCAGUAAAAGAGAGACGCAGAGACAGAAAGGAGCAGAAGCUCUGGCGUACACUCAGCUUGCAGAGGGGAAAUUCCACGCCAGUGUCUGAGUUUCGCAGAAAGAUCUUUUAGAGGCGUUGCUAACGUGUCUCCUAUUGAGCCACAACGACAUCAAUCACCGUGUUUCUUCAUUAUGGGUCAAGGAGAACUCCAGGCGGAGUGACCCGCCGCUUCCAUUGAUCAGCAGUCAGACCGAUUGGUCUGCUAAUCUAAAAGACACACUGUACGUGUUCCAGUAGGGAAAUAGAUCUCCUCCCAUCGCUAACGAGUGACAGUUGGAAAUAGAUGCCGGCAUGCACUUUGCUGUUGUGGCUAACAAUGGCAAAAUAGUACUAUGGCACCCUAUGACUUCGUCACGCCUGGGGUAUACGGUGUGUUUUUAUGUUCACUCUGAGUACACGUUGCACCAGAAUAUUGGCUAAAGGGUUAGCGCUGCAGCUGAUGGGGCUCCACCACAGAUUGUCACCUGGGGUUUAAGGACCCGCUGUGUAAAUUAGAGAUAACUUAUCACCAGCUUUAUAUUAAACAGCUGUGCAACACUGAGAGAGAAGGAAGGGGUGCAACAAGAAGACUGGCGUGACAUUCGUACACAGGAGAAGCAAUGGGAUAUAACUUUUAGUUUUUCUCAGUAUUAAGCAAACAGGGUUCUGGUGUGAGCGUGAGGAAUGUUCUCUCUUUGUCAAUGAAAAGACAUUUCAAAGCUUUUCUUUUCAGAUUGAGGCAGCAUUGUGCACAAAGCAGUUUCUCCUUCAUCACAGUCAAAUGAAGUGAGUCACGGACAACACACGGAAUCAGACGGAGAACUUGGCGUCAGCGCGCAGCUCAAGAUCUGUAAAGAUUCCUGCAGACGCCAAGGCCGCUAUCUCCAUGGCUACCGGAUAUUGCAGCAUCAGGUCCAGAUCAAAUUCUUGGAGGCUCCUUCAGCCUCUCUGGCUUUGCCAUCGAUGCAAAGGUCUCGGUGGCAGACGCCUCGAGUCAACUGCAAUACAGGAAGGCUGGCAGCAGCAGUGGCCUCAAUUUGGUCUCGUUUAGCCUUUUUUUUUUGCUUACCUGCAACCAAACUGCACCGGCUGCAUGUUAUUGAAUAGCCAUUUCCAGAUUAUCCUCACACUUUGUGUUAUUCUGAAUGUACAGCCACUUUACUACCGUAGUGUGUCCUGUUUUAUUUUUUUUAGUGUGUGGGCAAGAGCUGUGGGAGUGUGUGGCUGAGCGUAUAGGUGUGUGAGGGUUUGCUUGCCACAGCAGAAGAGGGGAUCCUGACAGAAGCCAGACUCCCUGUAAAUGUCUGUCCAUAAUUCUUUCCUCCACACGAAUGAAUCCAUUCAUUCUAUCGAGCUGCUGUUUUUCUCCUUACUCAUCAUUACCUCAUUAAAUCCUUUGUUCCUGUCUCAUUCUUUCCUCUCUUGGCAGUAUUUAACAUCACUAUGCCAGCUUUCAUGUCUGAUUCCCUUCCUCAAUCUGCAUGGCAUUUCCUUGCUUCCAUGUUUAUUCUGUUACUCAUGUCCCUUCUUUUCUCUUUCUUUACAUUCUUGCUACGCUCUCCCAACAUUUUUCCUUCCUCCCUCCCUCUCCCCUGUCUCUCCUGCCUCAGUAUUCACUGGAUAAGCAAGGGCAGUGUUGCUGUAACUGAACCAGCACUUCCUGAUGUUGUUUUAGGGGGGCGUGGCCAGCCUUCAGCGAGGAAGAGAGGGAGGGAGAGGGGACUGCAGGAUCUGUGUGUGCCCAGUGCAGUCAGGGCUCCCUCCUCCUCUUCUUCUUCUUCCGCCUCCUCCUCCUCCUCCUCCACCACCACAGCUGUUGCUACUGCCACCCAGCGAGCACCACUUUCCUCGGGCAGCAGACGGACGAUCCAGAGGCUGGUGAGUCAGUAGAGACACAGCCCAGCCCGUCUCAGCGCAGCUCAGUACAGCCACUUCAGGAGGCAGGGGAGGGGAGACACUAGCGCACACAGCCAAUGCUGCAACGUACACACACACACACACACACAGACAAAAUCACACAGGCAAACACUCCUCCUCUCUCUCUCUCUCUCUCCCUCUCGCUCUCUCCCUGUGGUGCUCGGCUCCACACAGCUCCUCUACUCAUUCGCUGCCGAUUCACUCGCUUUGCCUGUUUUCUGCCAGUCGCUCUGCCUUGUUGCGCUCUGCCUGCCUGCCUGAGAAUGGUCCAGCCGGUGCCUGGGGGUCUGCUGUCGCGGCCUGUCUGAACACACGCAUAAACACAGAGUCAAUCGACACGCGGAAGCAAACACACACACACACACACACACAAACUGGAGAGCAAUGUGAGAGGUAAGAGCUUGGUUCAUAACCCUCCUUGUCUCAUUGGUUUAUCUAGAUCUUUCCUUUCCUGUGUGUGCUGCAGUCUUUACUUCCCAAAGUAAGCGCCUGUGCAUUAGAACAUAGGUAGAGAUAUGGGGAUUGUUUGCUUUAGUGUCUGCUGUGUGUCUGUGUGUUCAGUAUGUGGGCCACAGGGUUAACCUCGAUUUGUUACGGCUUGUUUUAUAGAUACAUGCACACACACACACACACAUGCACGUACAAACACAGGCACACAGCAAGGCACAUUCUUGGCUCAAAGCAGACUGUCACACAAUAGCUACUUCCUGAGGGUAGCGCUGGUUAACAGGAGAAUUUUGCUGGUGUGCGUGCGCACGCGUUUGUGUGUGUGUGUGUGUGUGUGUGUGUGUGUUUGGAGGGCCACAGUUGUUCCAGGAAGCAGCGAAGAGGAUCAAUAGAUCGCCCACUCAGCUUUCAUUCCCUCCGUCUGACUCAACGUUGGACAUGUUAGGAGUUAUCCUGCAGGGCUCGGUUAACAAGGAGGAUGGUAGAAUGUGAUUCUCUUGGAUCACUCUUCCCUCCCUUGCUGCGUCAGUGUAAAAGGGGGGAAGCAUGGUUUUGCGUGUGUGUGUGUGUGUGUGUGCGCGCCGUGCAAGGCAAACUCCCGCCCCGCUGCAUGUAAAUUACGUGUGACAUGUGAGGCUGCUGCUACCUUAUAUGGUGAGCGCAGUAUUUCAGUACAGUCGGAUCUUGCCAGGCAUUCCGGGUCGCGGGAGGCGAGAGUGUGUGAGAGGGUGACUCUGUCUGUGGGAGUGUGUACUUUAGUUUGUGUGUGUGUGUGUGUGUGUGUGUGUGUGUGUGUGUAUGUGUGUGUGUGUGUGUGUGUGUGUGUGUGACUAAGUGAGUGUUUUCAUGCGUCUGACAGAGGGGGGAGUAACUGAGAGAGAGGAAGAAAGUUGAAGACAGAAAGAAAGAGGGGGAAGAACGAGAGAGACAGGGUGAAAGAGACCCAGUAAAUAAAGUGAUUUUACUGUCCGAUUUGUUAACUGGAGUGGAAAGGAAGUGCCUUCCCUGAUGUCUGCUGCAGCUUCGACCUGCUUCUACAGCUGAAGCUCCACCCUCCCCCCCCCACCCCGCCGCCUCGCUCGCUUGCUGCCACGGUAACACGAGUACCCACCUCGCAGCCUACGCUCCGACCUGCUCGUCCAUCCUCCGCCAUCACCAUCCACUCCUCGCAGCAGGGGCUCCAGCCUCCGCUCACCAGCUGACCAGCCUUACCACAGCAGCCCCGACACACCACCAGGCCCGCGCAGCAUCUCACCCACCUUGCCUUUUAACCUCCGCCUUCAACCCUCUAAGCCUCCACUCGGUCCUCAGCGUCCGUGACCUUCCUGUAGCAGGCUACACCCAGACUAUCACCUUCGUUGCCUGCUCCACCGCACCGAACCAGAGGGCUCUCGGGUGUGCCUCGUCGGCUUGUGAAUGUUUUAGGUGAGUUCGCUCUGCAGGCAAAAGUCAGGCCCACGAGCGGCAUCGGCACUCCUGGAUACAAACACGCCCGCUGUGGUUGAUUGAUCGUGGGAAAGAUCUCCAAUAACAUUCGUCCUGCAACAUUUCACUCUGGGAAAAGGAGCCCUUUUCAAUCAAUAGUGACUUCAUUUUUGAAAGUUUCAUUUCAACGUCACAGACUUUCACCGCAAAUAAACAAAAAAAGACCUUAUAGCUGUGGAUUAAAAAAACACUAGAGGUACUUUUAUUCACGCUCGAACAGAUUUUCGGCUCGGAAUAACUUAUUGCCGGCGUGUUGCCAUGGCGAUGAACAUGGCACACAUCCGCGACACAAAGUGGCUGACGCUCGAGGUGUGUCGGGAGUUCCAGAGGGGCACGUGCUCACGCUCGGACCAGGAGUGCAAGUUCGCCCACCCGGCCAAGAGCUGUCAGGUGGACAACGGACGGGUCAUCGCUUGCUUCGACUCACUCAAGGGCCGUUGUUCCAGGGAGAACUGCAAGUACCUGCACCCUCCUCCCCACCUAAAGACCCAGCUGGAGAUUAACGGCAGGAACAACUUGAUCCAGCAGAAGAACAUGGUCAUGCUCGCCCAACAGAUGCAUCUCGCCAACGCCAUGAUACCUGGCACGCAGCUACCACCUAUGGUGAGAGGACACACACGUAUGAACACAGCACAGCUGAUGCACACGCCCAUGUUCUCGAUGGCACCAGGCAUGGCCACCAACGCCAGUGCAGCAGCAGCAGCUGCAGCCGCAGCCUUUAAUCCCUACCUGAGUCCCAUGUCACCAGGCCUGAUGCCCCAAGAGAUAAUGCCCAGCACCCCCGUCCUCAUGGCCUCCAGCCCCAACGUCGGCCAAGUCCCCAACUCUGCCGCUGCCGCAGCCCAGAAACUGCUGAGAACAGAUAGACUCGAGGUGUGUCGGGAAUAUCAGAGAGGCAGCUGCUCUCGCGGGGAGACCGACUGUCGCUUCGCCCACCCCUCGGACAGCACCAUGAUCGACACCAACGACAACACCGUCACCGUGUGCAUGGACUACAUCAAGGGUCGAUGCUCUCGGGAAAAGUGCAAGUACUUCCACCCGCCGGCCCAUCUGCAGGCCAAAAUUAAGGCUGCCCAGCACCAGGUGAACCAGGCCACAGCCGCCGCCGCCAUGACUCAGUCGGCUGUCAAAUCACUGAAGCGACCCCUCGACGCAACCUUUGACCUGGGCAUCGCCCCUAGUAUCAUGGCUCCCAUGCCCAAGCGGGUAGCCCUGGAGAAGGCCAACGGGGCCUCUGCCAUGUUUAACACCAGCAUGCUCCAGUACCAACAGGCCCUGGCCAGCAUGCAGUUUCAGCAGCAGGCUGCUUUCCUCCCAUCAGGCUCAAUAUUGUGCAUGACACCUUCAGCCAGCAUUGUUCCCAUGAUGCACGGUGGUAAUCCAGCCAGUGUGUCUGCAGCCAACACAUCUGCCACAAACCCCUUCGCAACUGCCACCAAUCAGGACUCUUCCUUAUCAAAGUUGACUACCAACGAAUACAUGCAAUUGAUUCCAAUAAUAUCUGCAGAUCAUCUGAGUAGUCACAAGUACCUGACUCAAAUGUAGUUCCUCUCAAGAACAAUCAAAUGAAUGUGUGCUGGCACCGUCCAAGCCAAAAGAGUUCAGCCUUUAUGUACAUAACCUUCAGAAUGUCAAGCAACGGAGACGAGGAGGGUCUGCCAUCUCUCAGCCGCUCCACGACGAUGGUCUCAUCACAUGUGUAAACAUCAAAGGUGCAACACGUGGUCUGUGCCAUCCUCCCACAUAGCAACAUCAAGAAGAAUGUGUUGUCAAAUUCCAAAAAGUCCAGCUGAGAGAAGAGGACAUCUUGGUGCCGGGGUCAGUGUGUGUCUCUCUCCCUCUGUGGGAACAGUUCACAUCACACCUCCGUGUCUGACUAAAUCAUAUCACUCAAUUUGUUCUAAUUAUCAUCAUUACCGCAUGCACGGAAGGUCAAGAGCCCGGUUGCAUAACAGCAACAUCCAGUGCUGGUACGUCAGUCGACCAAGAUUUUUCCUUCCUUUUUUUUUUUUUUUGAAUUUGUUCUGCUUUAUGAUUAUGUUUUAAUUGACAGCCAUAUUUCAUAGUUUACAAGUCUGAUGCAAACACGCAGCUUGAAUUUAAUUGGAAAUCUGAACAAUGAUUUUAACAGGAAUUUUUAAUGGCCAAAAGAAUUGGGCAUGUACAGUGUUGUGUUUUUACGGCUACUAGUGAAACUAGUGCUGAAAUGAGGGUCUUGGACGUAUGAAUGUUCUGGGUAAACCAACAGAUCUGUGCACCUUGAAAGCACAGCCAGGCUAUAGCUUUUCUCACCUCGUCAUGUGCCAUCAAGGCCAUACAGCUAAAACCAGAGUGUUAUCUCAGCAGUGUUAUUUGUUUACUGAAGGUAAAAGUUUUGUAUGCCUCUUUUUGUAUUGUUUUGUUUUCAGAAUCUCCAUUGUGGGUGUUUUUAUUUUUUUUUCUACUUUUCAUUUCUCUAAUUAAUCAGUUUUAGAAGUGGGGUUCUCGCCAAAAUAUUUGGUUUUAAUUUUGAUGGGUUUUUUUCUUUUAAAAUGAAAUUGGAGGGUUUUUCUAAAGUUUGUCGUACCUCUUUUCAUAGACUAGUGUUUCUUUUGUUGGGAUUAAGUUGUUGCUCAAGUCCCUUGACUAUAAAGUGUGGUGAAGUAGGGGGUGUGGCUUCAGUUGUCACCGUGUUACCUUGUUCUCCCUCGUUUUAAAGAGGAGCUACUCUAAAAAAUGUGCCUCCAAGAAGCACUGUUGAGCCAUUGAUGGGGAUUCAAAACAACAGACCUGGAGGUCUAUUAGGUCAUUUAAACCGCAUGUGCACUUGAAUGAUUAUCUGUCCGGUCACCCUGUUUUUAAUUUCACAUCUCAUCCUAUGUGAACUUUCGCUUUUGAGGAAAAGCAGCAUAUUGUGUGUUUGUAUUUCCAAGCAACACGCGAAGGUUCUCGUUCACUUGUAGAUCUGACUACACAAACCAAAGCACACUUUUUUCUCUCAAUCAUAUUCACAAAUGGUUACAGAAGCAUCUCUCAAGAGGCUUAAAUUAAGGGAAAAAAUGUUUUAUCAUCCUCCAUUCAUCGUGGAUUCUAUGAUCACAUCUCGUUUGUGUUUUCACAGAGGUGUGUAGUGUGUCUUUACCGAUUGUAAUGUACCUAACGAAGCCUUAGAUUACAGUUAAUGGGUCCCGGCCCAAUCAAAUGUACUUUCAAUCACCGUGCAGGUAAAGAACACCAAUGAUGUUUUAUAGUUCUGUCACGUGGCGCUUAUGAUCUCUUCUUUUUGUUCUUUCUCUCUGUGUAACAGUAACAAUUACUCUCUUAAAUUUCAUUGAACUUCUGUGUUAUGUACUACUUAAGGAUUUGAAUCUAUUUGAGGUAUGUAGUUGUAGAGUUUUCUUCUUUUUUUUUUUUUUUUUGCCUUACUAUAUAUUACUUGACGACAUUGAUAUAGCCGUAGUAGAUUUUGAGGUAGUAUGACAUUCAUAACUUUUUCAAACCAUAUAAUGGAUAAUGUGUUGAGUCAGUUUUAAAUAUUCACUUCAUUCAUAGAGCUGGAUGUCUUUUUCUUUUUCAGAUGAUGUUACAUUGUCAGUUCAUUUUGUGGAUGAAAGACUUUUUUGAUACAAGGAAUGAGAUCAGUUGAUUUGCUGCCACUGCAGAUGAAAAAAAAACAACUAAUGUUUUAACCAACUUAAAUUUUCCUUGUAACAUGUCAAGAUCAUGUUUGAAAAUAUAUUGUAUUGAAAUAUAGAUUGUCCAUGUUUUAGAGUAAAACUUAUUUUCUACUGUAUCCAUUUAAAAAAAAAAAAAAAAAAAAAAGAUAUGUACUUUUGUUUGAAUAUUUCUUAAGUUUGCCCUGAAUGUCAGGCCAAAACGAGCAGCGAGGUUGACGGGUCUUUGGAUGUGUGUUGGGUCGUGAGAUUGGCAGCGAGAAAGCAAAGACUUUCCCAGACCGGAGAGGUCGGAAAUGCUGCAGAUGAUGAGUUCUAACCUAAGGGACGAAGGUUGACUUUUUGCACUUCUGUAUAUAGUCAAAUGAACAGAGAAAAAAAAUGUGUAUCAUAUUGAGAUAUUAUUUUGAAUAAAAAAAAAAGAUCUAUAAUUAUAAGGAAUUUUGUUAGAUUAAUUUAAAUUCUUGAAUUAGAAGACCAGCUAAAAAAAAAAAAGCAAUUGCUUGCAAAGAAGGGCACCAGUUUCUUGGCCAAUGCAUUCAGAGAAAGCUAUGCGCUUUUUGUCUUAUUUUAUCAGUAGUAUUGCCAGGGAAUGUCGAAGGGGAAUAGAUACCCCCGCGUCAUGCUUACUCCACCCCUCCUGUGGGAUGACAUAUCCAUAUAUCAGUUGUUAGACUUGGUCAUGCAGUAUUGCUGCUCCCAUGGCACAGUUGAUACAUUAAACUUUCAAGAUGUGUACUCUAUUCUAAUUUGAUUUGACUGCAUGUAAAGGUAAAAACAUGUAAAUGCAAAUAAAACGCAUAGUUAUGUAAAGAAAGAUAACUCAUUCAGAUUACAGAAUACAUAGCAAUAUGUUGUGGGGGGGGGGGGGGGGUUACACAUACAGUAGAUAACAUCCACAGCAGGGAGAAAUAAUACUUCAAAAACAAGUCAUCUUACUCUUGUGUGAUAACAAUAUUUUCCAUGCAAACGUGUUAUUUAAAGAAUGAUCAAAAAUAUUAGCACUCAUCCACCCCCAGAUACUUUCUCAUAGCCAUAUAAUGACAGUCGACACUGACUCACGGGAAGCUCUUCCUGCUAUCACAGCUGUGCACUCAGCAGGCGAAGGCUUGCCGCACCAAAUGCGUAUUUGGAAAAUUAGUCUUUGAAAUGAAUGUACCAGUCGACCGGUCGCCGUGCUUCUGGCCGGAGGCUGCUGUGUUUAGUUGCUACAGAACCAAAGCACCAUUUUCUCCAGUCUGCUGGCUGGAGCCAUGGUUUCUCUUCCCUGCUGGGGGCACAUGUAUGCUUUGACUGCUUUUUACUUGUAAGUGCAACCAUCGAUUAUGUAUUUGCUAACAGUUGCCACACAAUAAUGUACUAUUCUGUCUUCAGAUUUGUUGAUGCACAUUUUAUUGUUGCCAUAAUUGACUCGAAAAUCUGAAAUCUGAAUAAAACAAUAUUUGAUUUGCUCAUGCAA